This is a messenger RNA of Rosa rugosa (rugosa rose), 1104 nucleotides long. RefSeq names its product F-box/LRR-repeat protein 4-like. Lineage: Eukaryota; Viridiplantae; Streptophyta; Magnoliopsida; Rosales; Rosaceae. The transcript has a single exon. Gene Ontology annotation, molecular function: protein binding. The coding region runs from base 1 to 1104 and encodes 367 amino acids. Gene Ontology annotation, biological process: SCF-dependent proteasomal ubiquitin-dependent protein catabolic process. The record is from RefSeq and is a predicted model, not a curated record. Gene Ontology annotation, cellular component: SCF ubiquitin ligase complex.
AUGGCCGCGCGCACCCAAAUAGCAGGGCCAAUUACUCUGCUGUCCGAAGAUUUAGUUGCCUUAAUCCUUAACAAGGUGACCGACCAAGACGAUAGAAACUCGUGCUCCGAGGUUUGCAAGCAAUGGUUAAGACUCGAAGGUAUAAGCCGAUCAUCACUCUUCGUUCGCAAACCCGAGUUUCCUCUAACUAUACUGAACAGGUUCCCGAAUUUAGUCCAAUUCCAAACCACCCAGCUCACCACCGACUCCGACCUCGAGUUCAUCGCCCGAACAUGUCCAAAAAUCGAGGACGUCAAGGUCGCUGACUUCACUUCACCCAAAGAAGGUUUCUUGGGUCGAAAUGGCCUGUCGGCUUUGGCAUGUGGGUGUCCCAAAUUGUCCAAAGUGUCGCUGAUCGGGGACAAGAUUGGGAAUGCCGGAGUUCUGGAGCUUGUGAAUUCUGCCCGGAGUUUGUCGUCUUUGGAAUUGGGACAUGACUUGAUCGGGGACCCGGCUCUCAGAGCAAUCGCUUCGUCUUCGAUUACGGUUCUCAAGUUGAAGAGCUGCUGCAAUGUUACCGAUCACGGAUUGGGUUGUUUGGCAACUGGGUCUACCUCGAAAACGCUCAGGAAAUUGGUGCUGAAGAUGUGUGGUAAGAUCACUGAUGAUGGGUUGAAGGAUUUGAAGAAAAUGCGGAGCUUGGAGGAGCUGACUUUGUCGUGGUGUCAGGGAGAAAUAACAGACGUUGGAGGUAUGGCAAUCUCUGCCAUUCGAAAUCUUAAAGAAUUGAAAUUGAAUGGUCUUUACGGCUUGUCAGACCUUACCGUUUCUGCUCUUGCAUUUUGCAAAAAGUUGCAAGUACUUGAUUUAAGUGGUUGUGAUGGGGUGACCGGAACUGGCAUUCGUGCAUUUUCAAGUCAUCAAGGCUUGAGACGCCUGGUGAUGCUCGGUUUGAGGAAUUUUGGUCUUGCUGAUGUAGAAAGCCUGGCGCUUGGAUGCUCGUCGUUGGAGGCUGAAUCUGUUGUGGUGGAUGAGAGUUGGAGGCAGGAUCCGACUUGGAGCGGUGAGUUGAUGCAUGAGAACACUAGAAGAGUUCUCAAGUUCUCUGUGUAUAGUUAUCACUAG